CUCCGAUUGGCCGGAGCGCACUUUACAAUCCGCUCUUGUUUCCAUCCGAGGCAGAAGACUUCUCCUCCCCGAAGCCUGAGGAGCCCGAGCAGAGCAGAGCAGAGCAGAGCGGAGGAGGCUGCAGCCAGAGGACACCCAGGACUUUACUCCAGACUUUGUGUUCCUUCAUGAAGUGAGCUUUUGCUCGUCCUGCUGCAGAGACAAAGCACCAUGAGGUCUUCCUGUGAGUCCUUCUGGAGGAUGGUCCGGCUGGCGGCGCUCCUGUCAGCGUGCGCGGCGUCAGAGUACGAGUACCUGAGCUGGAAGUCGGACGUGUACAACGGCGGCCGCAGCUACGGGAAGCCUCCCCAGUGCGUGGACAUCCCGGACGACCUGCGGCUGUGCCACGGCGUGGGCUACGGCCAGAUGCUGCUGCCCAACCUGCUGGAGCACGAAACCAUGGCCGAGGUGAAGCAGCAGGCCAGCAGCUGGGUGCCCCUGGUGCACAAGAACUGCCACUCGGACACGCAGGUCUUCCUCUGCUCGCUCUUCGCGCCCGUGUGCCUGGAGCGGCCCAUCUAUCCGUGCCGCUGGCUGUGCGAGGCCGUGCGCGACAGCUGCACCCCCAUCAUGGAGGCGUUCGGCUUCCCCUGGCCGGAGAUGCUCACCUGCGACAAGUUCCCCCAGGACGAUGUGUGCAUCGCCAUGACGCAGCCCAACGCCACGGAGGCCACCAAGCCCACAGGUUACUCUCCCAUCUGCCCUCCAUGUGACAAUGAAAUGAAGACAGACGCCAUCCUGGAGCACAUGUGUGCCAGCGAGUUCGCUUUCAAGGCCAAGAUCAAGGAGGUGAAGCGAGAAAACAUGGACCGCAAGGUGAUCCUGCAGAAGAGGAGGAAGAUGUUGAAAGCAGGCAACCUGAAGAAGAAGGACAUGAAGAAGCUGGUGUUGUACUUGAAGAAUGGAGCGGACUGCCCCUGCCAGCAGCUGGACAACCUGACAAACCAGUAUCUAAUCAUGGGCCGCAAGGUGGACAAGCAGUACCUCCUCACAGGCAUCCACAAGUGGGACAAGUCCAGCAAGGAGUUCAAAAAGGCCAUCAAGAAACUCAAGACCCACAAAUGUCCUACAUUCGAGAACGUCUUCAAAUAAUAUGACUGGCCUCCACCCCCGGUCACAUCUCAUCCUACAUACGAACUUGCACAAGCAUUCCCAGUCUUUGCUUUCUGUUGUCCUGUUUAUAUAUCUAUAUAUCUUUGUAUAUUUACAGAUAUACUUUGGAAUGUCCCUUGUUAAGUUUUAGUGGAAUGUGGGAAGUGAUAACAUUGCUAAUGAAAGAGUUGGGUUUCCUUUUGUUUCUUUUGGCUAAAGAAAAAGGACAUCGUAGUGAAAGCCCUUCCGUGUUGAAAUCAUUUCCACCACAUGUAUGUACAUACUUUGUGAAAUUUUCCUUAUCCUCACACAGGUCACUGGAUUGGUUGGGCAUUUUGGAAAACACUUGGGAAAACUUUCUUCCUUGCCUCGAGUAAGAUGAGAAGAUGAAACCACUUUUGUGUCUGGUAAAAGCUAGAAGCUAAAGCCAACAGACAGUUAGCUUACCUCACACAAAGAUUGUGACUGAGGGCCAAUAGCUAGCUUGCUUCUGUCCAAAGGUAAAAAAAAGAGAAACAGUCCAUUUUAGAUUUAGUUUCUGGUUUGUAUGAAAUAAAUGAAAUGUAACAGGUUAUUUAGUGGGCCAAGCUAGCUUGUUCCCAGUCUUUAUACGGAUGUAGGCUAACCAUCUGCUGGUCACCUCUUAGCUAAAAACAUGUCCCAGUGUCCUGGAAACAAUCUCUCUUUGUGAUCAUUUAUUAAUAACUCUUAAAAUCAAUGAUUAGACUUCAGAAAUAUGAGCUUUAAAAGCUAUGUAGGGUUCCUGUUGAAUAACUUAUUGACAGAAGUGUGAGGGUGCUGUCAUUAGCUGAAGACUGCACUGCGAGCCAUGCAGAUCAUUUACGCUUGAUUUCUUCAUGUAAUUGUUUAAUGUCAUUUGUUACUUGAAAAUCAUAAGAGAAUCAUAACAACCAAUCUGCAUCACCAGAUCAUGUUUAGGCCUGUGUGGCUGGUUUCUUGAUUUUGGCUAAACCUUUUUUUUUUUUUUUUUUACCACUGUUCUUUCUUUAUACGUUCAGUUUGCAGUACUCAUUAUUCAUCAGUAAUGGAAUGUUUAAAAGUGCAAAAGUUAUCAAAGUGCAAAUGUUGCCAAAUCUGUGUUCUGGUUUGUUCUGCUUGAGUGUCUCUGAUCCGUUCUAGCACUGUUUUGUUUCAGAUUUGGGUGUCAGCAGUGCAUCGCUGCCUAUUUCAUGUACAUACAAAUUUUACAUAAAUAUGGAAAAACUAAA
Molecule: messenger RNA, 2360 nt
Organism: Amphiprion ocellaris (clown anemonefish)
Lineage: Eukaryota; Metazoa; Chordata; Actinopteri; Pomacentridae
Gene: sfrp1a
Product: secreted frizzled-related protein 1a
Exons: 3
Coding region: 211-1131 (306 amino acids)
Biological process (GO): negative regulation of canonical Wnt signaling pathway; non-canonical Wnt signaling pathway; canonical Wnt signaling pathway
Molecular function (GO): Wnt-protein binding
Source: RefSeq, a predicted model, not a curated record